Penicillium chermesinum is the source of this 354-nucleotide messenger RNA. RefSeq lists its product as uncharacterized. Bases 1 to 354 code for a protein of 117 amino acids. The record is from RefSeq and is a predicted model, not a curated record. Lineage: Eukaryota; Fungi; Ascomycota; Eurotiomycetes; Eurotiales; Aspergillaceae. The transcript has a single exon.
AUGGUCCCGCGAGUCUCAUGGUACGUCAGUAUCCCUUGCCCAUCAUCGACCAGCAGAUGGUACUUCUUAUCUCUAACCGUUAGAUUAUUGUUCAGUAGUCUUUGGACUAUCUCCCGAUACCAUUCGUCCGGGAGAUACCUGGUAAAUAAGGACCGCUGCCAUAAUGGUAACAUUGGUCUUCUAUCUCGGUCCUGGUCUGCCGGUCUUCUCGGACGACCCUGCAUAUUCUGGUCAUCCCCACCGCGUGCUGGUCAUCACCAGAUUGACUCUGCCCUUUACCUGACUGCUGCAGAUUUUGCUCAGCGUUGUUCCUUGAGCGAUCUUGACUACCCUGUUCUUGUCGUCUUGAGUUAG